AUGGCUCAUUGGAUCUCCUCUAAGCUCAGAGCCGCUGAAACCCUACUCCAACAGAUCGAUCAGCAAGCUGCAGAAUCACUCAGAAAGAAUGAUAAGUUGCUAGCAGAUGAUCAAUUACGUGGUGAAAGUUCACCAAGAACACCUGAUACUAAGCCAUUAAUAAAGGACCAGCUGAAGAAAAAACAUACUGAAAAUGUGUUAAACCAAAGUUCUCUCAACAUGGAUAAACCGAGUUCAAAUGUCAUCAGUAGAAAUAACAGUGUUAUUUAUCGGGAUGACGAUACAACAUUGUCCACGAACCAAAGUUUAAAGUCAAGUAUGAGUGGAGGACCCUCAGAUGGUGAUUGGACAGAAUUGCUCAGUUUGCCGGAGAAAAAAAGAGUAUCUGGUGGAGGAAGUUUGGGCCGGAGUAGUAAUCGAGUAUCGGGAAUUCGGACCCUGAAGCAAGAUAAGAAGAACUUGGGCAGUUCUAGUCCAGGAAAGAAUAUCUCUACGGUUGAUGGGAAGGGUAAAAAAUUAUCGACUAAUGGGGUCUCCAAGAGUUAUAAAAAAACAAAUGUUGAGUUGGAGAAUAGCACCAGUUCAGAUUUUGAUGAGAAGGCAAGUAAUGUUGGGGAUGUAACACCAAGAACAUCAAGUUCCCAGUCGCCAAGUAGUAGAGGUGAAUCGGGUUACAUGAACAGUGGCUUGACACUUGCUGUUAGUAACCCCAAAAUUGAGAACAUGGGGAAAGUUGAAGUUUUGAAUGAUUCUGUGGAUGGAGACAAGGUACAGAAUAAUUCAGACAAUUCCUGGCAAAUUAUGCCAAUUUCUCGUGAAAAUGAGCUGGAUACGAAGGUGGGACUGGAUAAUGGUGAGGCGUUUAAGAGGGAUUCUAGUGCAAGCAAUAGGUCUUUGGGUUCUGUGAAGACGGUAUCUUCUCAACCAAGUGAUGGAGAGUCAUCCAAUACAGAGACAGAUACUUCCUCCUCAUCAGAUUCGGAGAGUGAAAGAGAAAGGGAAGAAAGGAGAAAGAGGAGGCAACAGAUGUUAGCUGAAAGAGCUGCUGCAAAAGCAGCCCAGGCAAUUAUAGAACGUGAGAAUUUGGUUGCUAGAUUGGAAGGGGAGAAACAAAGUUUGGAGAAAAUACUUGAAGAGCGAGCCAAACUGCAAGUAAAGGAGGCUUCUGAGUUACAGUCAACAAUGAUGGAAACAUUGGAAGCAGUUGAGCUGGAGAAGCAGAAACAUAAUAAUACUCGAAUGGAAGCCCUAGCACGAUUAGCAGAACUUGAGAGUGCAAAUGCUGAUCUCACAAGGUCUCUUGCUAAUGUACAGAAGAAUCUUGAAAUGGAGGUUGAUUGUAUUGCUGAGCUUCGUCAACAAAUCCAUGUGAAGGAAACAAUCCAUGAAGAAUUGAGAAGGAAAAUAUCAAGCAUGCACGAAAAUGAUGGCAAACCAAGAGUUACAAAAGGUCUUGAAUUUGAACUGGGGAUGCUCAAGGCAGAAUAUUCCUUCAUAAAUGAUAAAGUGGGAAGAAUGCAAGAUAAGGCAAAGACUCUAGAAACAAGCAUCGGGACCACCCAAAGAGAAAUCGAAAACCCAACUGAAGUAGAGAUUGAGCUCAAGCGCAGGCUUCGUCAGUUGACUGACCACUUGAUUCAGAAGCAAGCACAGGUGGAAUCACUUUCCUCAGAGAAGGCCAUGCUGCUUCUUAGAAUUGAGGCGGUUUCAAGAAUGCUGGACGAACACAAGGUUGCUAUUGAUUCAGCUGAAUAUCCCGGUGCCUCCUCAAGGGAUGACCGGGAGUUGGGUUCAUGGCGAAUCUCCAAUUCGAACCUGAGCUCUCUAUUUAGAGGAAAAAUGCAAUCAGGACAAAGGCAUUUGGGAUCAUUAGUUCAACAACUGGACUCACUUUUUUGCGUGGGUGCUAUGUUUCUUAGAAGGAACUCGACUGCUAGAACAUGGUCGCUUGUCUACUUGGCUUGCCUUCAUCUCUGGGUGAUGUACAUUCUGAUGUCACAUUCUCAAGUGUCGGAUGAUGGUCGAUCGGGUGCCGUGUUCUCCCUAGAGAAUAUUAAUAACACUGCAAGUGUCUGA
Striga hermonthica is the source of this 2076-nucleotide messenger RNA. The record is from the annotation of a GenBank genome assembly. NCBI's taxonomy places the organism in Eukaryota, Viridiplantae, Streptophyta, Magnoliopsida, Lamiales, Orobanchaceae.